Messenger RNA from Maudiozyma barnettii, 1425 nucleotides. RefSeq names its product origin recognition complex subunit 6 (gene ORC6). Gene Ontology annotation, cellular component: nuclear origin of replication recognition complex. Gene Ontology annotation, biological process: DNA replication. The coding region runs from base 1 to 1425 and encodes 474 amino acids. The record is from RefSeq and is a predicted model, not a curated record. NCBI's taxonomy places the organism in Eukaryota, Fungi, Ascomycota, Saccharomycetes, Saccharomycetales, Saccharomycetaceae. Gene Ontology annotation, molecular function: DNA binding. The transcript has a single exon.
AUGUCUACAGGUCAGCAGAUUCAAAAGACAAUCCUGGAUGUCGUGGAUGUUGAUGAUCCAGAUACUAUAGACUGGUCCUAUGGCUACUUGAAAAGAUUACAAUCAGCUACAUCCACAUUAUACAAUGCAUCUUUGAAUAAAGUUAUGUUAAGGCCGAAUGAAGAAGCUGCACGGUGUCACAUCUGUGCUUACAUGGCUUGCCAGAAAUUACAAGAGAAAAAUAUUCCUGAUUUACAAUUUUAUAUGGAUAAUAUUCCAUUAGAACCAAAGAAAAUCAAUCAUCUGCUUGAUGUGUUUAAGCAACAAUUAUAUCAGUUAUCCCCCAUUAAGGGAAUACAAUGGUCUCCAAGUCCCAAGAAGAAAAGUCAAAGAAAUUCACCCUUGAAAAAUAAUGAUAGAUUUAUUGCGACUGAUCCAAAGGUGUUACGUGAACAAUUGUUUGGAACUCCAUCCAAACGGAAGGGUGGAGUUAAAGAAAGUUCAUUACCACCAACGGUACCAAUGUUUGCUGAUGAUCUUGCAGAUGAACCUCCUUCUGAUAGCCCACUAACACCAAGAAGGAAGUUAGCCUUUGAAGAAGACGAUAGUGAUGACGAACGAACUAACGAACUAUCCAAAAGGAGAAAGAUAAAUAACAAAGAGACAGGUGGUUCAAAGGAUAACGUAAAAGGUGAAUCUAUCUUUGGUGGUAAAAAUAUUCCUCAUGAUGAAAAAAUAGUUGAUGAUAGCGACAGUGACGAUAACUAUAAUCCUGCCAAUGAAAACUCACAGGAUGCUGCAAAUGAUUCUGACCUUGAUACUGAUAAGGACAACUUAGAGGACGUAAUAUCAGAUAAUAAAACGUCACCGAAGAUACCAUUACCAACGAAAAUUCCACGUUCUGGUGGAACAAAAUUGAAUAAAACACACUAUUCUUUCGAUAAGGCAAAUUUAUUGACGAAACGCUUUGGUAAACCAACAUUGGAUGAAGUUAUCCAAUUAUGCAACCAAUUUGAAUUACCUAAAGCGAUUGCAUUACACGUGUUAGAUUCAUUCCUAAUAAAUGCCAAUUAUUUAAUGUGUCCUUGGCAAUUUCUAUGCGGGCUAGUCAUGAAUUGUGUGUAUGUAAUAUUUCAUGAAAGAAGAAGUAAGGAUCCCAGAGUAGAUCAUUUAAUUAUGGAGAAAAUGUUGUAUUCGAUGCAUUGUUCAGGAGUCGAAGAAGUAGUUGAAUGUAUCAAGAUUGUGAGGGAAGUAGUGACUGGUGAAAAAUGGUUUAGAGAUAUGCAGAUUAAUAAUAACUACUUCGAUGGACAAGAUUAUGAAGAAGUUAUUAUUGGGAAAUUGGGUUCAAUGUUGCAAAAAAAAAAUUAUUUAGUUACAGAUGAUCAGUUCGCUAUUUGGAGACGAAGAAUUGAACAAGACUUAUCCAUGAGAUCAACGAGAUGA